Messenger RNA from Trichoplax adhaerens, 2061 nucleotides. RefSeq lists its product as uncharacterized. NCBI's taxonomy places the organism in Eukaryota, Metazoa, Placozoa, Uniplacotomia, Trichoplacea, Trichoplacidae. Gene Ontology annotation, biological process: transmembrane transport. The transcript is spliced from 13 exons. The record is from RefSeq and is a predicted model, not a curated record. Gene Ontology annotation, cellular component: membrane. The coding region runs from base 1 to 2061 and encodes 686 amino acids. Gene Ontology annotation, molecular function: ATP binding; ABC-type transporter activity; ATP hydrolysis activity.
AUGACCUUAGAAGAAAACGAAGGCAAUGAAAAUGUAUCACGAGCAGCUUCAAGCAAAGAAAUCGACUUGGAAGCCGGAAAAGAUAAUCAAGAUCAGACAGAAGUUGCAGUAGAAAAGCCAAAGAGGAAAUGGUUCCAGAAACGCAAGAAAGAAGAAGAAGAAGAAGUUGUCGAAAAGAGUGUGCCAUAUUUUCAAUUGGUAAUUAAAAUGACAGUAUUAAUGUUAGAUUUUAUUUACAUUAAACUCAAGUUAUUAUGGUACCGCGCUAGUUCAGACGUGCAAAAAGAAGAAGAAGAAGAAAAAGAAGAUUUACCUCCAGUAUCGUUCUUAAAGAUCAUGAGACUAAACAAAGAUGAAUUAGGUUAUAUCUUUAUUGGUACUCUCGGAGCCAUUGGACAAGGAUCUGUUAUGCCUGUAUUUGCUAUACUUUUUAGUGAAAUUAUCGCUGUAUUCGCCGAAUGCGAUCCUGUAAAACGAGAAAGCGAUGCAACAUUUUGGAGUUUAAUGUUUUUAGUAUUAGGGUCUGUCUCUGGAAUAUCAGUAUUUUUACAAACGCUUAUGUACGGAAUUUCAGGCGAAUAUAUGACAAAAAGAUUAAGAUCACAAACAUUUAGGGCAAUCCUAAAACAAGAAAUCGGAUGGUUUGAUGAACAGUCACACACUACCGGGGCUUUAUGUAAUCGUUUAGCUACUGAUGCUUCGGAAGUUAAAGGAGCUACAGGAACUCGUUUAGGCGCUGUAAUACAAUCUAUCGUAUCUAUGGUAGCUGCCUUAGUAAUAGCGUUUGUGUACGGCUGGAAACUCGCUCUAGUAAUUCUUGGUUGCGUACCUUUCAUCGUUGUUUCCGGUGCUAUUCAAAUGCGAGUCUUCAUUGGAGGUGCAAAAAAGAACAAAGAUGCUGCCGAUAAAGCUGCUGAGGUAUCUACUGAAGCAUUGGAAAAUAUUCGUACUGUUGAAUCACUAAAUUUGGAAAACAAAAUUAUUGCUGCGUAUACUAAGAAUUUGAAAGUGAUGUUACGUAAAUCGUUAAUUCAAGCACAUGUUUACGGUCUUGCAUAUGGAUUCUCUCAAGCCGUUAUUUUCUUCACUUAUGCUGCCGCUUUCCGUUUUGGAGCUUUCCUAGUUGCUAAUAAUCAAAUGAAUUUCGCAGAUAUGUUCAAGGUAUUUUCUGCUAUUGUCUUUGGUGCGCUUUCGCUUGGUCAGACAAGUUCCUUUGUACCAGACUAUUCUAAAGCGAAACAGUCAGCAGCUAGGCUCUUUGCUAUUCUCGAACGUGAAUCAAAGAUCAAUGUCGAAAAUGAAGGUGGAGAACGAACGAAUGAGAACGAUACUACCAUUAAAUUUGAGAAUGUUAACUUUAAUUAUCCUACACGUCCAACGAUACCUGUACUAGAUGGAAUUACGUUUAAAGUAAAACCUGGCCAGACUAUUGCUCUUGUCGGUACUAGCGGUUGUGGUAAAAGUACAUCGGUUGCUUUAUUGGAACGAUUCUACGAUACAGCUUCUGGCAGUGUUACCGUCGGUGGAAAAGAAAUUAGGAAUAUCAAUAUAAAAUGGCUUAGAUCAUUAAUGGGUAUUGUACAGCAGGAACCUAUCUUAUUUAACACAACGAUUGCAGAGAAUAUUUCUUACGGAGAUAAUUCCAGAACCCUAACUCGAGACGACAUUAUAACUGCUGCAAAAUCUGCUAAUAUCCAUGAUUUUAUUCAGGGUCUGCCUGAGAGUUACGAAACUUUAGUAGGUGAAAAAGGUACACAGAUGUCAGGUGGUCAAAAACAGCGUAUUGCUAUAGCUCGUGCUCUUGUUAGGAAGCCGCGUAUUCUUCUGUUAGACGAAGCCACAUCUGCAUUAGAUACUGAAAGUGAAAAGAUAGUACAAGCAGCUUUAGAUAAAGCUCGAGAAGGGCGUACUUGUAUCGUCAUAGCUCAUCGGUUAUCUACCAUUCGAAACGCUGAUGGUAUAGCCGUAUUUCAAAAAGGGAAGAUUAUAGAAUUCGGUACACAUGAUGAAUUAAUCGCAAAAGAAGGCGUUUACUUUAAAUUACAGAACACUCAAGUUUAA